AUGGCAUCGGUGUUUUUGUAUCAUGUGGUGGGGGAUCUGACGGUGGGGAAGCCGGAGCUGGUUGAGUUCACCGAGAAUGAGACGCUCGAGGCUGCGAUUAAGGCAAUCGGAGAGUCAACAGAGUGCGGGAUAGCAAUUUGGAAGAGGAGGUCGGUGCAGAAGGGUUUAAUUGAGAACGCAGAGAUGAGGCAUCAGAGAUUUGUGGGUAUCUUAAAUCCGCUCGAUAUCGUUGCUUUCUUGGCAAGAGAUGAUUGUUUGAAUGAUCAAGAGAAAGCUCUGAAGACGCCUGUUUCUGAGGUGGUUGUUCCUGAUAAUACUUUGAUGAAGGAAGUUGAUCCUGGCACAAGAUUAAUAGACGCAUUGGAGAUAAUGAAGCAAGGUGUGCGGCGACUUCUGGUUCCAAAAUCCAUAGGAUGGCGAGGGAUGAGCAAACGCUUCUCAAUUCUCUACAACGGAAAAUGGCUCAAAAACAUCGACAGCAAUCCCAACAUCACCAUCCCCAAUAUCAACAACCGCCCUUCAUCUUCAACCCCCACACCCACCGCCCUCAGCCGCGACAAAUACUGCUGCCUUUCACGAGAAGACGUCAUCCGCUUCCUAAUUGGUUGUCUCGGAGCCCUAGCCCCUCUCCCUCUCUCAUCAAUUUCAUCUCUCGGCGCAAUAAACCCUAAUUACUGCUCAAUCGACGCAUCAUCUCCCGCAAUCGAAGCAUCCCGUCAGAUCCCUCGCGAACCAAGCGCGUUUGCGGUUGUGGACCGCACUCCCGACGGCCAACACACGAUUCUCGGAGAGAUUUCCGCUUCCAAACUAUGGAAAUGCGAUUAUUUAGCCGCCGCGUGGGCCCUUGCUAAUCUUUCCGCAGGCCAGUUUGUUAUGGGCGUCGAAGAUAAUUUGUCUUCAAGGUCGCUUCCUGAUAUCGUCCUGGCGGGAACAAAUGGCGGGAGUUUACUGAAUGGAGGCGGAGCGCGGCCGCUGAGACAGAGGACGUUUAGUAGCAGGAGUGUUGGGUUUUUUAACAGCAACCCUUCGAGUCACAGUUUUGGGGCUAAUCGGAGUAUGUAUAGAGGUCGGAGUGUGCCUUUGACAUGUAAAGCUACGAGCUCGUUGGCGGCAGUUAUGGCGCAGAUGUUGUCUCAUCGGGCGACUCAUGUUUGGGUGACGGAUGCUGAGAAUGAGGAAGUCCUGGUUGGGUUGGUUGGAUAUGCCGACAUCUUAGCUGUUGUGACUCGACCCCGCGGUGCCCCUAUUACAGAGGGUCAAUCCACUUAGAAACAAUAAGGUACUUAAUUUAAUGGAGAAUGUUUGGUUUUGGUUUGAUUGCAUUUGUGUAUGUACAUGUUAAUGUUGAUACAUGAACCCCAUGAAUUUGGAUUUUAUUUUUUGUCAUAUUUAAUGGUUUUGAUCCCUUCAAAUUCUUUGUGAUGUUGAUUUUUAUUUCGUAAGUUUUUUUAAUUAGUUUUGAUCAUAUAGGUCGAUUAUAACCAGUCCUCCCAAGAAAAGUAUGUGUGAUCAUGGACUCUGUUUGUCAGGGAAAAUAAUACGAUGUGGGGAUACUUAUAUAUGAUUGUUCUUUUUUUUUUUUUUUCCUUUUCAAAUGAUGUAAUGGG
Lactuca saligna is the source of this 1607-nucleotide messenger RNA. NCBI's taxonomy places the organism in Eukaryota, Viridiplantae, Streptophyta, Magnoliopsida, Asterales, Asteraceae. The record is from the annotation of a GenBank genome assembly.